Spea bombifrons (plains spadefoot toad) is the source of this 2378-nucleotide messenger RNA. Its product is annotated as serine/threonine/tyrosine-interacting-like protein 2. Bases 837 to 2153 code for a protein of 438 amino acids. NCBI's taxonomy places the organism in Eukaryota, Metazoa, Chordata, Amphibia, Anura, Pelobatidae. The transcript has 3 exons. Gene Ontology annotation, biological process: protein dephosphorylation; negative regulation of JUN kinase activity. Gene Ontology annotation, cellular component: cytoplasm; cytosol. The record is from RefSeq and is a predicted model, not a curated record. Gene Ontology annotation, molecular function: protein tyrosine/threonine phosphatase activity; MAP kinase tyrosine/serine/threonine phosphatase activity.
AAAUGCAAAUAGCUUCCAAGUUAUAUUAUACACAAAGUGCUUACACUAUAAAUGUGUUUUUUUUAAUCUACAGUAGAAUUGGGUAAAUUAUUGUUAAUAAAAUGUAUGUAUUUGUAAUGUUAAUGUGGACACAGGAGAACACAUGUAAUUGCAUUCUGGAAUAAUUAGUCUACUACAGCUGUGUAGCGCUCCUCUAAGGGAUGCUGCAAUCUUUUACAAAUGCUGCAUUGUGAAGGUGCUCAACAUGUUAACCACGACAGAGAGACUGGGCAUUGCAGUCUGCAGAUGUGAAGGUGAGGGAAUAAAGGAAAGGGGGAAUGCCAGAGAGAAGAAACAUGGGCAUGCAGGAAAGAAGAGUGUAGAAAGGACUGUCCGUCUUCAAUCCAGUUACAAAGCCCACCAAAAUGCUCCAGUAAUAUGUGCUCAUAAGACGUUUGACGCCACAUGUGCCCAAUGCACAUAUUCACAGUCCAGAACCAGUUAUGAUGCAUAUGAGGGCCAAAGUCCUUGUCACAAUGAACACUACAAUUAUUGUAAAAUACCCCACCUCAAGCUCUUCCAUACUGUGGUCCUAAAAACUUCAAAUUAGUAUUUCCCUGGAUGAAUAUGCCUCUACCUCAUUGCCUGUCCCCUGGUAGACAAAAAAAGAGAGUGAAGAAUGGAGGAAAAGAAUAUAGAGAGGAAAGGCGACUUAGAGCAAGAACUGCAUUCUGUUUUGACUGAUUUGUACAGUGCUGGAUUGUAUUGUUUGUUGUUGUUUGCAGUGGGGUACCAAUAUUCAGUAUUAUCUCUUUUUUUCCUGUUUUUGGUUCUUGUGUCCCUGUGAAGUCUUUCAAAUGUUAAAUGCUGUGCCAGUAAGUCAUUUUUCAUGUGGUUUUAUUUUUCUGUCUAGAACCAUGCCUCCAGUGCCUCUAGAAGAUCGCUCAGCCCCCCUGCCUCGGCCUAGGUCCCUUCCUCUACGUACCAUCCCUCACCCUUGUUUGGCACCUGAGGUCAGGGGUCUACAACCAGGCCAUCGGGCACCUUCUCAUGCGGACCUAACACUCCCUUGUCCUCUUUCCAAUCUUCAACAAGCCCGUUGGCCCAGGGAACCUUGUUCCCGCCGCAGAGGUUCUCCUCCAUCUCCCUCACCAAAAUCCUCUUCCUGUUUUCACUGGGCUCUUCAUCCCCUCAAAUGCGGUUGCCGCGGUUGCUGGCGUCUCCUGAGACCCCCCCGAAAGUCUGUUGGCUCAUCCUGUAGCUGUGAUCCAAUUGUUACUUUUGAUCCACAGUUCAUGGGAGUCUCAAUGGUCAGCUAUGAUGAAGAUGAUGAUUAUAGUGUCCGAGCCAUUUGGCCUGAUGAGUUGGCACGAAAAAUUAUGUCACGCACCAGAGAUGGGACACUUGGGGGUGUACCACUUCUAUUGGACUGCAGGGGAUUAAUGGAUGCUGAGAUAGAGGAACCUUUACCGCCUCCUUCUCCACUUUCACAAACAUCUCCUCCAUCAUCAUUAGUGGGGGGGCCUGGCCGGCGACUGCAAAGUUUGUAUUUGUUGUUGGAGCCCUUGAAAGAUAAAGAAGGCACAGGAUCAGGUAGAGCUUUAGUUGAACCGCCUGUUGAUGAGGGCAUUGUGCAGCCUGAAGUGUCACUAGUGCCACCGCUGUCUCCUGAUAUAGAGAGAGCUGAAUUGAGCCUCAUCUUGCCUUUUCUUUUCCUGGGUAAUGAGAAGGAUGCCCAGGACCUGGGACGCAUGGUCACCCUCAACAUUGGACAUGUCCUAAAUGUCACUACACACCUACCACUGUACCAUGCAGAGUCUGGGGCGCUGCGGUAUAAGAGAUUACCAGCAACAGAUAACAGUAAGCAGGACCUCCGGCAGUACUUUGAAGAGGCCUUUGAGUUUAUCGAAGAAGCUCAGCAGAAAGGCAAGGGAGUGCUAAUUCACUGCCAGGCUGGGGUCUCUCGGUCUGCCACUGUUGUUAUUGCAUACCUGAUGAAGCACACUCUGAUGACUGUUGGAGAUGCCUAUAAAUUUGUGAAGGGGAAGCGUCCAAUUAUAUCUCCCAACCUGAACUUCAUGGGGCAGCUCAUGGAAUUUGAAUCAGACCUUAAUUCUGGAACCACCCCAAGGAUUCUAAUCCCCAGGCUGAGGGGUGUGGAGUCAGAUGUGUAACAAGAUAGAAUAGUAGGAAAGAGGCAAUAGAGAGAACAUAUGUAAAAAGCAAUGAACUGGUGGAAUGAGCAAAUAAUGGGCAGAGUUGGGUAAACUAAUGGAAGAGAAGAGCCAUAAUCAAUUUUGUAAAUUUAAAAAACCGCACAAGUAAAGAACACAAUACUUCAAAAUGUUCUCAGACCUAAGAAUAACAUCCCCAGUCUUCACAAGAUACAGAGCUCCAAA